This is a messenger RNA of Fonsecaea multimorphosa CBS 102226, 1626 nucleotides long. RefSeq lists its product as uncharacterized. The transcript is spliced from 2 exons. NCBI's taxonomy places the organism in Eukaryota, Fungi, Ascomycota, Eurotiomycetes, Chaetothyriales, Herpotrichiellaceae. The coding region runs from base 1 to 1626 and encodes 541 amino acids. The record is from RefSeq and is a predicted model, not a curated record.
AUGACACCAGCAGAUCCAAAUCGCUGGACAUUCACAGACUAUGUGUGCUUUCUGCGGAGCCAUGGGUUUCAUAAUCUUGCUGGCCUCGAUGCUUUUCUCCAAUGGGGUCUCGAGGCUAGCCGAAUGCCGACAAUGCAACGACCUCAGCGGGCUACAGCCAUUCUCCUAGAAUUUGGCUCGUCAAGCUUCAGAACAUCAGACCUCACAGACACUUCGAAGCUCAGGGUAUUGUUAAAGGAAUGGACCAGGAGAUCUCCUGAGACGCCGCCAACCUCGCCAGCUUCUGGUUCACAAGGACGCGGUGCUCACGGGCGGAUCGUUAUGGUCAACAAUGUCAAUCCGGAGAUGGUUGACACCCUUGGAAGUCUUCUUAACAUUGAACCGGCAUUUUUCGCCUCACAUAUUAGUGACUCUGCGACCGGUGGCGCUGGUGACGGCCACACAGGGUCUCCACUGGCAUCACAAAAUCUAAAGCACCAGAAGAACUUCUUUACAAUUGAAUAUCCUUGUACGUUCAUGACUACAAAUUGUGGGAAGGAUGUCGACAUCGAGAAGCUCUACUGCAAGGGAAACUAUCACAGACGGGUCGAAGUUUGUUCGCGGCAUGGAAAACAGAAGGUCGCUGUAGCCCGUCGAAAAAUUUCUUUUUACAUGAAGAAGACUCUCGACCCGUGGAUAUGUGUGGUGCUUGUUGACCCGCCAAUCUCCUUCUUCACGCUCGGAGCAGAACCGUAUGGAGCCUACUCACCGAGCCAACGUCUUGAAGUCACCGGCUAUCAGGGAGGCUAUCUUGACUUCCUUGAACAAAGGCCACCUCUGAAUCGGAACGACCACGACUAUCGUUCAUGUGGCUCUAGGCCGAUGUGUCCUAAUCCAUUCGAUGAUCUCUGCCGGCACUGGCAGAUUAUGGCCCGAGACGGCCUUCUUAACCCAGCCGAGGACAACUUGAUCAACAUUAUGCGGCCAGCAUUUCAGAUCGCAGCCAGCGAGUGCACCAAUUUCUUCGACUAUAUUCGGUCGACUCUGGAAAGCCAUCUCAUCUCCACCGCUCUCACAGUCGACCCAACAAAGACAAAAAGGAUUCUGGACAAGGUCAUUUCCCUCGACUCGAUGCUCAGCAGGUACAAGCCCAUCCUGACGCGGAUCAAAACCUAUCUGUCAUCCGACUCGGCACUGAACGAGGACUACCGGAGCCUCUUGAUCGACCUGCACCAUUAUAGAGCGGAAUGCGACUCGAAAAUGCAGCACAUCCUCGCCGUCUCUCAGUGCCAAGAUACUUCCUCCCUCCGCUCGAUAGAGUCCGAGUCCCAGCGACAAGCAGACUACUCACGUUACCUGACCAUCAUCGCCCUCAUCUACGCUCCCUUUGCGCUAUCAUGCGCGAUAUUCAGCUUACCACACGAUUUCGCCCCUGGGGCACACUAUUUCUACGGGCUUUUGCCCGCGACUGCAGGGGUGGCGAUUGUGUUUUUGUUGUUGGUAUUGCCAGAGGCGAGGGAUCCCUUGCCGAGCAUCAAGGCGGCAUUUUGCGGCAAGCUCACCAAGAAGAGGCUCCUUGCCAAACCGAAGAGUAGCGGUUCGAGAUCGGGUGGGCUCAAUGAAAAGUGGGAUAUGGAUGAGGUGUAA